AUGGAGGAUUCUGGGAGUCGUCCAGAUGCAAUGGUGCCGGUUGAGGGUGUGGCGGGAGGUGGGACCGCUUACGGGUGGAGUGAAACUGGCAUUCAGGAUCCAUCUGUACUGACGGGUUCGAUUGAUCCCCUCAAAGUUCACUCGUCCGAGCUAGUGCACGUCUGGUGCAUGCCAAGCUCGGCAAAUGUUGGGCAACAGGACAUGCCUCGUGCACUUGAGCCCAUUUCUCUGUUAGCUGCGAGAAAUGAGAGGGAAAGUGUCCAGAUAGCUAUUCGUCCAAAAGUUUCCUGGGCUGGGUCAAGUAUAGCUGGAACUGUACAGAUGCAAUGUACUGAUCUGUGCACGACUUCCGGUGAUAGAUUGUUAGUUGGUGAAUCGUUAAAGGUGAGGCGAGUAGUGCCUAUUUUGGGGGUGCCUGAUGCUCUUGUGCCUCUUGAAGUCCCCAAUUCUCAACUGACCCUUUUCCCUGGAGAAACAAUGGCAAUUUGGGUUUCAAUUGAUGUCCCAACCACACAGGCUCCUGGGCAAUAUGAAGGAGAGCUCAUAUUUACAGCUACCAGACCCGAUGCAGAAUCUACAGCACAUUGCCUGCGUAAAGCUGAUAGGACUCAACUUUACCAAGAAAUAAGGAGUUUUCUUGAAGUUGUGGAGCCCAUCGAUGGGAAACCAUUACAUGAAGUGGUGGAAAGAGUGCAAUCCGGGUUUUCAUCUUUGAGAAGAAUGCUUCAGUCUCCACUGUUUUCUGACUUGAAUUCUGACAAUGGCUCAGUAGAUAUGAUGGAUGAGGAUGCAAUAUCGAACCUUUCAAUCCGGGUGAAGAUAACUUUAACAGUGUGGGAUUUUAUUCUUCCUGCUACGCCUUCUCUUCCUGCUGUUAUUGGUAUAUCUGAUACAGUAAUUGAAGACCGAUUUGGUAUUGAGCAUGGAAGUACCAACUGGUAUGAGGCACUGGAUAAGCAUUUUAAGUGGCUGCUUCAGUAUAAAAUCAGCCCAUAUUUCUGUAGGUGGCGUGAAAACAUGCGGGUUCUCACUUACACCUCACCGUGGCCAGCUGAUCAUCCAAAAUCAGAUGAGUAUUUUUCUGAUCCCAGGCUCGCAGCUUAUGCUGUGCCAUAUAGUCCUGUGGUCCCAUGUAGCGACUCAACAAAGGACUUUCUACAAAGAGAAGUUGAUAUACUAAGAACAAAAAGUCAUUGGAGAAAAGCUUACUUUUAUUUGUGGGAUGAGCCUCUGAACCUUGAACAUUAUGAGGCUAUUCGUAACAUGGCAAGUGAAAUUCAUGCUUACGCACCAGAUGCCCGUAUUAUGACAACUUACUACAGUGGCCCAAGUGAUUCGCCCCUGGCUGAUAACAACUUUGAGGCUUUUCUCAAAGUUCCAGAAUUUCUUCGCCCUCACACUCAAAUAUAUUGCACAAGUGAAUGGGUGAUAGGCAACCGUGAAGAUCUUGCUAAGGACAUAAUUGCUGAAAUACAACCUGAAAAUGGUGAGGAAUGGUGGACAUACGUGUGCAUGGGACCAUCUGAUCCUCAUCCUAAUUGGCACUUGGGGAUGAGGGGAACACAACACCGAGCUGUGAUGUGGCGUGUUUGGAAAGAGGGUGGGACGGGAUUUCUAUACUGGGGUGCUAAUUGCUACGAGAAGGCUACUGUUCCUAGUGCUGAGAUUAAGUUUAGACGUGGGCUUCCUCCUGGCGAUGGAGUCUUGUAUUACCCGGGACAAGUGUUCUCAUCUUCAGAAGAACCAGUUGCUUCGUUACGGUUAGAGCGACUUUUAAGUGGGUUACAGGACAUUGAGUACCUGAAACUCUACAGUUCAAGGUUCGGUAGAGAAGAAGGCCUUAAUCUUUUGGAGAAAACGGGAAUGUAUUUUGGUCCCGAGAGGCUUGGCCCGACUUCUCCAUCCAGCCCGCAGCUCACCAGUAAGAUUGUGAGCAGCCUGGCGACGUCCGGGCUUGUGCUCGGGCAUGCCUCCGGCGGGUCUUCGGGCCUGAACGACAUGAUGAUGGGCCCGUCAAUUUUCGUCGAGAAGCCCACGACUCUCGACUUUCUCGGGCUGGGAAUGGAGGAGGGUGUUGAUCAGUCCCAGCCUGCGGGCUUCUCAGCCUUUCUGAGCUCGACGGGCGGUGACGGGCUUCGUAAUAUGGGUGGUUUUUUUAUGAGUUGGGAGAGAGAUUCUUGA
Messenger RNA from Striga hermonthica, 2181 nucleotides. The record is from the annotation of a GenBank genome assembly. NCBI's taxonomy places the organism in Eukaryota, Viridiplantae, Streptophyta, Magnoliopsida, Lamiales, Orobanchaceae.